GCAGGUGCAGGCAACGCAGAUCCUUAAACUUCCAUGGCGCGGAUGCAGCUCUUUCUUCUACACUUUCUGGAAAUAGUACUACUGGCGGAGACAUUCUUUCUACUUGGCCAAUCCUCGUCUGAGGAUAUAUUGAUGGGGAAUAACUCACUUAUCGAUGGCCAGACAUUGAUCUCGACGGGGAGCGUGUUCCAACUCGGCUUCUUCAGUCCGAUAAACGAUUCUGCGACUGCAUACAUAGGAAUUUGGUACUACAAUCACCCACCAACAGAAAACAAAGUAGUAUGGGUCGCCAAUAGGAAUAAAUCUGUCAACACAUCCAUGGCAUCGUUGAAUCUGACUUCCGACGGAAAUCUAAUCUUAUUUGAGAAAGGAACAAAGGUUUGGUCGACAGGAACAUCCAAUGCUGCACGUUUGCAGCUUUUAGACUCAGGAAACCUCGUGCUGACUGACGGCUCUACAAGAAAUCUAUGGCAGAGCUUCGACCAUGCGUGUGAUACUCUUCUCCCUGGCAUGAAGGUAGGAUUCGAUUUCGGAACCAACACUACGCGGCAGCUCGUGUCAUGGAUGAGUGCCACGGACCCUUCUCCGGGCAAGUUCAUCCUCAAGAUGGAGACGUAUAAUGUUCCUGAUUUUUUCUUGCUGAGUGUGAAUGGAUCCGUCAAAUUCGGCCGCACUGGGCCAUGGAACGGGCAAUGGUUCGUCGGCCUUCCAAUGAUGGGGAACGACAUCGGGAUGUACGUAAACUUCACAUACGUGUCCAACCAGAAUAACCAAACCUACUUCAUCGAUGAAUAUCAGACUCGAUCUCCAGGGUUAUUGCGGCUGCUAGUGAAUACCAACGGAAAGAUCCAGCUUUUGAUUUUUGCUGGGGUAGAGUGGACUUCUUUUUUAUCGCUUCUGGCCGACGACUGCGAUAACUACAAUCGUUGCGGCCGCAACAAACUUUGCACAAGGGGCUACCUCUCAAGCUACUGUCGUUGCUUGGUAGGGUUUGAGAACAAAACCGUCGUCGGAUGCGAGAGGAUGGAACCCCUGAGUUGCUCGUCGAACAAGUUUUGGAAGGAGCCGAGCGUGAAGGUGCCAGACACUGAGAAUGCAACCUCAGGAGGCAACAUUAGUCUGGAUUCGUGCAAGAAAUUGUGCUUGGAUGAUUGCUCCUGCGUCGCAUUUGCGGUGAUCAAUGGGCCUUAUGGCUGCAUAACUUGGCGCGGUGACCUGUUGGAUCUCAGAAAUUUUGUCGACGGAGGAGACGAUUUGUACAUUAGGCUUUCAGGAUCGUCAACGUCAAAUUGGAAGAAGCUCGUGUGGGCGAUAGUCAUUUCGGUGUUGCUGGGAUUUUUUUUGCUGUGCAGUGUAGGUGUACUCGCUAGGAGGAGGAGAAACAGAGCAUCGACCUGCAGAUUGCAAUUGCAGCUUCCAAAUGUAGAGAAAGGUUCGAUCAGCGCAUUGGAUGUACUUCCUUCAUAUGAUUUGCAUACUAUAAAAGUUGCAACAAAUGAUUUUUCCGAAGAAAACAAACUUGGGGAAGGGGGAUUUGGUGCUGUUUACAAGGGUGAAUUGGAAAAUGGAGAGAAGAUUGCUGUAAAAAAAUUAUCAAGAUACUCCUCACAAGGCCCAAAUGAGUUCCUAAAUGAACUCUCCGUGAUAGCCAAGUUACAACAUAUAAACCUGGUUCGUCUUCUAGGCUACUGCAUUAAAGGAGAUGAGCGACUUAUGAUACUUGAAUACAUGGAAAAUAAGAGUCUUGAUGCCUUUAUUUAUGAUAAGGCUAAAAGCUCAUUACUAAAUUGGCAAAGACGUUUGAAUAUUAUAAUUGGGAUCGCUCGAGGACUUCUAUACUUGCAUCAAGACUCUAGAUUGAAAGUCAUUCAUCGUGAUCUUAAGCCGAGCAAUAUUCUCCUUGACAAGGAUAUGAAUCCAAAGAUUUCAGAUUUUGGCAUUGCAAGGAUAUUUGAAGGAGAUAAUGCUCUUGAGGAUGCAACAACGAGACCAGUCGGAACAUUUGGUUAUAUGGCACCUGAAUACUUAUCACGUGGAGUUUUUUCAUUCAAGUCAGAUGUGUUUAGCUUCGGUGUGAUAGUACUCGAAAUCAUAAGUGGAAAGAAGAAUAGAGUAUUCAGUCAAACUAGUCAAACUGAUACAAAUUUAAAUCUUUUAGGAUAUGUGAAUAAACUUUGGAAAGAAGAAAGAUCUUUAGAGAUUGUUGAUGAUACAUUAAAUCAAUCAUAUCCAACGGAAGAAGUUCUACGUUGUAUCCAAAUGAGUCUUCUAUGUGUACAAGAUAAUAGUAACGAUAGGCCAACCAUGACAAAAGUGAUGGCGAUGUUAACAAGUGAUGACCAACUCUUUACUCCGGUUAUGCAACCUGAUAUAACAUCAACUAGUAGCGAAGGUGGUUUCACCACCAACGAAAUGAGCGUCACACUUGUAGGUCGAUGAUGUUAGUUAGAG
This is a messenger RNA of Zingiber officinale, 2451 nucleotides long. Its product is annotated as receptor-like serine/threonine-protein kinase SD1-7. Lineage: Eukaryota; Viridiplantae; Streptophyta; Magnoliopsida; Zingiberales; Zingiberaceae. The record is from RefSeq and is a predicted model, not a curated record. The transcript has 8 exons. Gene Ontology annotation, biological process: recognition of pollen; protein phosphorylation. The coding region runs from base 34 to 2439 and encodes 801 amino acids. Gene Ontology annotation, molecular function: ATP binding; protein serine/threonine kinase activity.